AUGGCCUCCCCUAGCGUUCUCACCUUUGACGCUGAGGGUCGGGCAGUUCACUUUGAGGUCUGGGUAGAUCAUCUGCAGCUUUUCCUGCAGUGCGAUAGGGCAGACGGCCUCUCCCUGUUUGACCUCAUUUCUGGUGCCUCCCUUGCCCCGGCUGCUGAUGCUGACGCCACUGCUCGCUCACAGUGGGCCAUACGUGAUGCUGCUGCUCGCCUUGCUGUGCGCCGUCACUUACCGACCACUGAGCGUGCACACAUUAGCCAGUACAAGAGUGCUCAGACCUUGUACGACGCUGUAGUCGCACGCUACUCUUCCCCUGCCACUGCUGCACUGAGCCGCCUCAUGCUACCGUUCCUCUUCCCUGACCUUGCUGCCUUUCCCACUAUCGCUGACCUCAUUACGCACCUCCGCACUAGUGACACUCGCUACCGCGCUGCGCUUCCUGCUGAGUUCUGCGCCAAGAACCCCCCCCCCAUGUACAUCACCCUCUACUACAUAGUCACCCGGCUCCCUGACUCUCUUCGGGUAGUCAGGGACCAUUUCCUCUCUGUUUGCCCCACCACUCUCACCGUUGACCUCCUCGAGAAGGCCCUCCUAGCGAUAGAGAAGAGCAUAGCCGCUGUAGGAGCCUCUCGUGGUGACCCUCGAACCCCCGUCUUUGAGGGGUGUUCUCCCUCCCCCCUCUUGCCCUCUGUUGCCUCUGCUGCUGCGGCCGACCUCGUUGGUUUCGAGGCACUAGAGGGGCUGGAGGGGGCGGUGGAGGUGGUGGUGGAGGUAGUGGAGGGAGUGGGGGUGGUGGUGGGAGUGGUGCCGGGGGUGGCGGCGGCGGCGGCAGCAGUGGAGGCGGCGGCGGCGGUGGAGGUGGCGGAGGGAGCGGAGGCGGCGGAGGUAGUGGAGGAGGGGGAGGUGGAGGAGGCAGCGGAGGCGGCGGAGGCAGUGGCGGCGGCGGAGGCGGCGGUGGUGGCGCGAGUCGCGACUCUGCGCAAAGCAGUGGCACCGGUGGUGUGCGGAGGCCCGCACUCCACCCAACGCUGCUGUGGUCGCCUCAUUGACGCGUGGCGUCGCCAGUUCCCUGAGGCGUUAGAGAUCCCUUGCUGGGGAGAUCUGGCUAAGGCCGGAGUUGCUAUCUUUGAUCUUGACUUUGAUGCUAUUCUUGCUGCCAUGUAUGCUGUUGCUGAUAGUGUUGAGGGUGACUGUUACCUGUGUGUACCGCCUGACGCGGGCAUUGAGGCUGCUGCUCUAGGUGCUGGUGAGGCUGCUGCUCUAGGUGCUAGUGCGUCUGCUGCCCCAGGUGCAAGUGCGUCUGCCGCCCCAGGUGCUGUUGAGGCUGCUCUCUCAGGUACUACGUCGGCUCAGGCCUUCCACACCUUCACCAUGGACUUGGGUGCGUCCCGUUCCUUCUUUCGAGACCGCACUACUCUUACGCCGCUUAGUCGGCCGGUUGCAGUCUCCCUGGCAGACCCCUCUGGGGGUCCUGUCCUUGCUAGCUUCUCCACUGUCCUGCCGUGCCUUGCAGCCCCCUCUGGCACCCUAUCUGGUCUCUACCUCCCCUCGUUCUCUACAAACUUGGUGAGUGGAGCGGACCUACAGGAUCGAGGGGUUGACCAGUUCACUCCUACGAGGUCGAGCCUGUACACCCUUACUACUGAGUCUCCUCCUACUGCUGAGUCUGCCCAGGUAGCUGCGUCGAGUCAGGUGUUUGCUGCAGCGUCCAGGUCUGGUCCUGAGUCUGCCCCUGGCUCGUGUCGUCUGCUGUCCCACCAGACUCUCCUUUGGCACCACCGCCUUGGUCACCCCUCCUUGCCUCGUCUUCAAGGCAUGGCCUCCCGUGUCCUUGUCUCUGGUCUCCCUCGGUCUCUCCCUCCCCUUCCUUCGGGGCCUGGCCCUACGUGCGUCCCCUUCAUCGAGGGGCGACAGCGUGCCGCCCCUCACUCCUCCGAGUUUUGA
Messenger RNA from Closterium sp. NIES-65, 1944 nucleotides. The record is from the annotation of a GenBank genome assembly. Lineage: Eukaryota; Viridiplantae; Streptophyta; Zygnematophyceae; Desmidiales; Closteriaceae.